Molecule: messenger RNA, 3483 nt
Organism: Pararge aegeria (speckled wood butterfly)
Lineage: Eukaryota; Metazoa; Arthropoda; Insecta; Lepidoptera; Nymphalidae
Product: alkylglycerol monooxygenase-like
Exons: 10
Coding region: 377-1738 (453 amino acids)
Biological process (GO): lipid biosynthetic process
Cellular component (GO): endoplasmic reticulum
Molecular function (GO): iron ion binding; oxidoreductase activity
Source: RefSeq, a predicted model, not a curated record
UCGUACGUACUAGCGACAAGAACGUGCGCGCGCAAUCGCGAGUAAAAUCGAAAUUAUAAAAUCGAUAUUUACAUCGUCAACAUAACAUAGAUCGUUUUAUCGAUUUUAAAUAUCUUUUUAUCGAUUAAAGUGUUACAAUUAGAAUAUCAGACUUUUGAUUUUUGGACUUGUGAAUUUAUUUAUAUCGUCCGCAUACUUCUGAUAGAUAUUUUAAUACAGUUAUAUUCUUUUAAAUAUCUAUUUCGGGAACAUUUUUAUUUAGUCUCCAAACUUUUGGAGUUUGUGUUUUAGUCGUGUGUGAUGAGUUCUUCAGUGGCAUUUAACUGAAAAUCUGCUGACUUAUUGCUGUAAUUUUGUAAAACUACUAGAAAAGAAAAUGGCGGCGGAAAUGUCGUUCGCCAACGCCACUUCGGACAACAGUUUCUCCGAAGCAUUCGGAAACCAUAUGAAAGGGUUAGGAAGGAUGUUCUACAUACAUUCGCCCAAGGAACAGCUGUAUGAGAAAGUCGAGGAUGUACCUAACUUCUUUAGACAGUCGUACCCAUACUUCUUAAUAUUCAUGAUCAUCGAGCACAUAGUACUGCGGUUGGAGGGCAAGAAAGGCAUUCGACUCAACGAUGGAAUUACGAGCAUAUCUCAUGGAAUAUUCCAGGAAUGUGGCAGGUUAAUCUGGCGCGGAGCGGAGUCAUAUUUGUACACCUGGAUAUACGCAAACUUCAGAAUAGUCGACCUGCCUUGGAACAACCCUGUGACGUGGUACGCCGCGGCUUUGGGGGUCGACUUCUGUUACUACUGGAUGCAUAGAGCUUGUCAUGAAGUCCACAUCCUGUGGGCCCAACAUCAAGUGCACCACACAUCUGAAGACUUCAACAUGGGUGUGGGCAUCAGGCAGUCAGUUCUCCAGGGCUGGUGUGGCUUCAUCUUCUACCUCCCACUGGCACUAGCGAUACCACCGGCGCAGUUCGUGAUGCACCACCAGUUCAGUUACCUCUACAUGUUCUGGAUCCACACAGAGUCCAUCAAGAGCCUCGGGCCACUGGAGUACAUCCUUAACACUCCCAGUCACCAUAGGGUGCAUCAUGGCAGUAACAAGUAUUGCUUGGAUGUCAACUACGGCGGAGUCCUCAUCAUCUGGGACCGUCUCUUCGGCACAUUCAGACCAGAAACAGACAAGAUUGAAAUCGUGUACGGGCUUAUAUACAACCAGCCGUCUUUCAACCCGGCUUACCUACAGUUGUUCUACACGCGGUACGUAAUCCAGAAGUUUUCUCGACUUGAAUCAUGGACCGACAAGCUGAAGGCAAUCGUUUGGGGACCCAGCUGGGAACCAGGCACUCCUCGACUUGGAGAUGAAGACAUGAAGAUUGAUGUGGAAAAUCGUGCUAAAUACGACAUUUUCCUGCCCGCUUGGUGCAACAUCUAUAUAGUUUUACAUUACGCGGUCGUUUUAUAUGGCUUCUUCGAGCUGGCUUCCAGGUACAUGGGUAUGACACCGAUAUCAGUGAUCAUCUUCGUAGUCUACGUGAUGGCGUCUCUCACUAUUAUAGGCAUGUUGUUCGACAACUCUAAGUACGCGCCAAUGCUUGAAGUCCUGAGAUGCUCUGCCCUGGCCUUCCUAACAAGGAGUAUAGCGACCAGCCCAGCGUUGACAGCAUUGCAGAUGGUGUACGUUGUAUCUGCUAUGUUCUGGUGUUUACACACAUUGAAGUUAUUGGAAAUCAAAAAAAAAGUUGAUUAGAUAAGUUUUUGUGAAACCCCAUUUACAUGUAGACAGUUUCACGUCUCGAAGGUGAACGAUCGGUAAUCGCAGUGAUACAACUUCUUAUAUUAAAGCCAGCUAAACAAUAAAAUUUUCUCUUAGGGUUCUGUGUGUUUAAAAUAGAUUAGUAUUUGAGAUACAAGAGAUAUAGCAGGGUAUUACAUCUUUGGCUGUUCUCUUAAAUUCGGCUUGAUUCGUGCUGUUAAAAUAAUUUAUCCGCCGAUUCUCAUUAAUGUAACGUUGCUAAAGUACUGAGUCUUUCAUGUAUAUCUUAUAUACGGAUUGAUUAGUGCUAUUUAAAUGAUUUGUACGCCGAUUCCGAGGAAUGUUGCGCAAUCUGAUUAAAUGGUUAGAGACUCGCGGCGGGAAACUCUCUUCAUGUAACUCAGACUGAAAUCCUUACAGUGUAUUUGCUCAGCCUAAAAUUAAAACCUUGCAGGGUUUUGUGUCUGAUUUAAAUUCAUCUCGUUUAAUGUAUUGUAUGCUCUAUAUAGAUCUCAGACUGAGACUUUAUGUUAAAACGUGCAUGACCAAGGUCGCUUUAUAUUUGGACGCUAAUAUUUUUGUAGUGUUUUCAUACUGAUUUGAAUUCGUGACAAGGUACACUUAAUUUUUUUAAAUAGAAAUAAUUGAAGCUCAAUUUUGUUCCACCCAAUUAGCGCAAGUAAUUUUGACAUGCCGGAUACUGUGAAGCUGAUAAAACUUUGUCAACAACGACGUCAACUUUAAGUUACACCAACAAGCUUCUAGAAAUAUGGCGAUAUAACUUUAAAUCAAUAAUCUAAUUUGUAGAACCUAGAAUAUGCUACUCUACAUUUUAUCGUUCUAUACAAUUUGUGCCACAUGUAAACUAUUAAUCAGUAUGUCAGCUCCACUAACUAAUUUGUCAGGUCCACCGAAAUGUUAAUGUAUAUAGAAAAGGCACAAUUCGUCGAAAUAUAUCGAUUUAGGUUUAAUACUUCUACAUCGAUGUAAAAAUUCAUGUUUUGCUAAAAUAAAAACGUUUUAUUAAGGGUAAUUCGCUGUAAUAUACCACCAAAUAAAUAUCGUGUCGUAUUACUUUGUGGUGUUAUAUUAAAAAAACAUACAAUCUUAUUAAUAUGCAAAACCAUUAAUCAGUACAAUGACUCGGUCACAUUACAUAGACAGAUCAUCAAAAAUACAAUCUCCACUCACGAUCCACUCCCGACACAGGAGUUGAAUACUCAAAGGAGAGGACUUCACACAAGAAUUAUGAAAACUUUAAAAGCAAUGCUUACUAUUCAAGAUUACAACAGUUAAUUAUUGAAAACGGAAUAAAUGUUUGGGAUAUGUUUUUAAACUGGCUUAGUUAAGAAAUUUUUUGAAGUUUUUAUUUUAGUUUUAGAAUUAUAGAGUAUACUUGCAAAUUAUUUUGUAUCGUCCAACAGUCUGUGUAGAAUCACAGACUGUCGUACAAUAUAAAAGAAUAAUAGCAAAUGAGGAUAAUAAGGUAAAGUCUGGUAUAUAGUGCCUUCGAAAUAAACAAUAGUUAUUAUUGAGCCAGUAAAAAUAAGUAGUUAACCAUAAUAUUAAUCGCAAGUGCCAAAUGUUAUGUAAUUUUAAGGACUAAUAAUUUUAGUGUAGAAUUGUUUUCUAAAUUUGUAGUUUUGUAACGUUAUACUUCAUAAACUUACUGCCAAAUGUGUAUAUACUAAUAAUAAGAGUAUCAAUUAAAUAUUAUGAUUAAGACAAUAUAAGAGCAA